AACCUCGUGAACUUCUCAACUUCGCUUUGCAGAUAACCUCCAGACGCUCUCACUUCUCAACCUACAAAGAUUUUUUGUGUCAUUUUUGAAUAUUUUCUUUGGUCUCUCAUUGUCCCAGUCUCUCCUUGUCAUCCCAUAGGCCUAUGUAUUGACAGGCGCAUUUCUUCUCCUAGGUGCAAGAUCAAAAGUCUCGAUAAUGCCUCUAUUCACAGUUCAGGAUUGGAUUGGAGCUGGGAAUAUUAGUGCAGGACAAGCUACGAGAGAAGAGGAGAUAGUCACAGACUAUGUUGGCUCAAUUGAGUUGGCUGUCUACUCCGUGGAGAACCUCCUCAAGGACCUUGCGCCAUUCAUCCAUGCUGAUGAGGACCUGGUCGCUGUCGCGAGAGGAUUGUCUCUCCUCUCACGAGUCUUGGCCAGAUUGACGGUUGAGCCAUCCAGACACACUGUCAAGUAUCUUACCGAUUAUCUCUGUGACAGACUAAACAACACCAAUUCUCUACCGUCAUUCCGUGCUGGCAUACACGAAGUCGCAACUUGCCUGACAGUGAUUGUCACAUGGGCUCACUUUCCUCCUGGAGAAGCCGUAUCUGUGGCAACAGCAAUCUUCAGCUUGUCUAGAGAGACGCGGUUUAAGGAUCUAAAGCCUACCGCACGUCAGACACUUUACCUUUUGAUAAACACUCUCUUGAGAUCACGGGGUGACGCCCUACUCAAAUCCUCGACUAUUCCUCAACUUGUCCGUGGUCUUGUCACACUUGCAGAAUUCGAGAAGACCCCAGGUUGUUUGGAAGUUCUUUUCAAUUUGUACAAGUACCUCAGCAACGACAGGGACAUUGAAGUCGAGGAAUCCCAGGCCAUAUGGGAAUCCUUCUCCAGGUAUUGGCCAGUGACGGUUGGUGGAUCAAGGGAACAAAUUUCCAAGCCCAGUUCUGAGGAGUUACGAGAUAUGUUGCUUGAAUGCAUUUUGUCUAGUGAUUCGUACGCCAAGAAUGCAAUCCCAAUGUGCUUGGAGAAGUUGGAUACCACCCAGGACUUAUCUGCAACGACAAAGAACGAAGUUUUGGCAACCCUUGCUGCUUGUGUCGAGUCAUACUCAGUUCCAGCGCUUGCUCCAUGGUCUAUCAAGAUCUGGGAUUCGCUCAAAUAUGAGGUCUGGAACGGAGAUGUCGAUGACUUUAUCAGAUCAUCGUUGAAGGUUCUACAUGCCCUGAGCUCAGCUCUCAGCAGGAAAUCUUACGAUUGGUCAAGUCUUGACAGCCCUUUGGCUCUUUACGUUGUACCAACGGCGAAGGAGUGUAAGGAGCGCCUUCAAGACUCCAAAAAGCACUUCAUGCGUCGUACCGGAGAGAUUCUGAGCGUCAUUGCAUCUGGCUCUCCGUACGCCUUCCAGUUGGUUAUUAAGGAAGUCCUCCCAAGCAUGAACACAAUCUGGCAAGAUCUUCGCCUGGGGUCAGAGAAGACUCUAUUACUUGGUGUUUUCAACAAUAUUUUGGUCGCACGACUGGCGCUACCUGAUAAUUCCAACCCCACCGCCACGUGUUCGGCCGACCAAGCAGCUCUGCUGAUGGUCGAGCGACAAAACAUGGAGAAAUUGGCGACGGACUUUGCAAAAUUUUCUCAGAACUUGGUUGACGUCUAUUUCGGCGCAUUUACGGACUCUGAAAAUGCUACAGGAUCAGGUCCAGACCCAACACUGAUUGUUGCUGCGAUCAAGGGCUUAACGUUGUUGUUUCAAAUUCCUGAGUACCUGUCCACCGUUGAGCAGGGUAUGAUCGUUCAAAAGUUGAAUGAGCUUGCAACGAGCCAAGCACAAGAUGCCGAAGUUUCUCGGACUGUUGUAGAAUCGUUGCAACAUAUUUGCUCGAUUGAACCUCUGGUAUUUCGAGAGAACACUCUAUUGGAUUUUCUUCAGAAGCUCCCUGAGAAAAUCUCUACCGAUCUUGAAACAUGUACAGGGGAACUCGAUGUCAUCGUUCGAUACCUGGAAUCUCUGACCGAAAUUUGCUGUACUGUUGUUUGCAAAAAAGAGAUCAUGAUUAAGCCACCAGUCACUGCUGCGAGCAGCUUUUGGCACCGAAACUUCGAUGCUAUGGUUGAGAAGCUUUUGAUCAAAUUCACGGCUAUUAUGGGCGACAGUGGCCAACUGCAAUAUGCCUCUGCAAUUGUUGCAUCUAUCGCUAAUGCCAUUGAGAAGUUCGAUAAGACUGUGAACGAAGCCCAUAUCACUACUAAACUUCCUAUCCCGAAUGAUCCCUCCGUGGGUCCGUACGACUACAUCGUGCUGUCGCUGUUUCGAGAGGUUGUCGUUCAGAAGGUGGACUCGAACGGCCAGCUAUAUAUCGGUCUCAAGCCUUCCAGCACGAGCGCUGAGUUGGAUAAAUUGGUUCUUAUGAUUGGGAAGGCCACUACGCUAGCUUUACGCUCAAAGUUGGUUACACCUGUAAACAACUUGGUCCUGACAUGGAAUCGGAAUUUCCCAAAGGAGCCAAGUGCAAUGUGGUCUCUCUUUACCCACACUGGAGAUAGCUUGCUUGCGAGUUCCCAGAAGAACUUACAAGCAGGGCCGCGGGAUAAGUGUUUAAUGAAUAUAUUGUCUACCUCACUUCUGGCAGUAAUCCCAACAAAGAGUAAGGACGAAUUACGGAUUCCAGCCGGUAAUGUGGCUGCUGCGAUGAUCCGAAAUUCUCUGAACAUGCCAAAAGACACCUCUCGCACAUGUUUACAAUCUACCCAUGAAAUGCUUCAGCUGCUGGUUAACAAGUUCGGCGCCACGAAGGAGAACUUGGAAGACGGAACUAAGCUCUUUGAUCUCAUGAAGAGUCUGGUGGAAGAUUCUGUAUCUGCGAAAGCCGGCCAGGGGUCCAAGGUCUAUCAAACACUUGCAUAUUUCACCGCAGCAUCACUAUCGGCAUUCGACCCAACUUUGGAGCUUCUCGUUGGCCUGAUGAUUGACGGUAUCCAGAACCCAACCUAUGGCCGCAAGGUUGCUCAGUCCUUCCGCAUUCUUCUUGCACCUUCCCCGGUCCUCACCAAAGAGAACUUCUGCUCUGUGAGACUGUUGAGAAAUUCGAAAUGUUUCGCACUUACCGCCAACCCUUUGAUUGCACUCUGGCAAGCAGCUACAGACAAGUCUCUCAAGGAGAAUUAUCUGAUCGCCAUCUCAGGAAUCCUGGUCUACAUGACCCCGACUCAACUUGACGUAGGCAUCGAAGCUUCUCGCCUCCUGCCUAUCGUCCUUGAGGGCGUCACAGUACAAGAUGAGCAAUUCGCAAAGACCGCAUAUAUGAAGACUCUCUUUCAGCUCGCCCCCCGUCAUCCAAAGGUCAUCGAAGAACAUCUGGAUUCCGUGCUCGGCCGAGUCUUAGAUCGUCUGCGGAAUACAUAUCACAAUCCCUCAGACUCAAGUGUUGAAUGCCGUGUCAUCGCAGUCGAUGUCCUGAUCCUGAUGGUGAAAACUGUGAAGCCUGCGUUACUCACUCAGCGCGCAAACAAGAUCAAGUCGGAGCUGGAUGCUGCAAAGGAUGAUGCUGCUUGGGAGGUUCGCAAGAAGGCUGGUGAAUGUGCGAUGGAGUUAUUCAACUUGAAUGAUCGGAUGAAUUAAAUGCCCAGUGCUUGUUGUUGGCCGUACUUACAUCUUUCCUCUUUUUUCGCAUAUGUGGCUUCUUUUUGAGAUUGCUUCUCUUGAUUGUUUCUUUCUUCUAUCGACGCUGUGUUGCAUCUGAUGGAUAUGUGGGGUGAGCUGGAAUAUGACGAUGGCGCAUAGCGAAGGAGUUAAGAUGGACAGAUAAAAGGCAACGCUGCUUGGACGUAGACGAAACAAAAUCAAAUGUGACUGAAUUUCCGUUUCUAC
Cadophora gregata is the source of this 3850-nucleotide messenger RNA. RefSeq lists its product as uncharacterized. Gene Ontology annotation, biological process: intracellular protein transport; iron-sulfur cluster assembly. Gene Ontology annotation, molecular function: small GTPase binding. Gene Ontology annotation, cellular component: cytosolic [4Fe-4S] assembly targeting complex. The transcript is spliced from 6 exons. NCBI's taxonomy places the organism in Eukaryota, Fungi, Ascomycota, Leotiomycetes, Helotiales, Ploettnerulaceae. Bases 197 to 3601 code for a protein of 1134 amino acids. The record is from RefSeq and is a predicted model, not a curated record.